AUGGCUCCACUUACCGGUUUGGCACGCGGUAUCCUGGCCGGCGAGAGCCCCCCUUGCGUGGCAUUCCGCUUUCCUUCGCCCAAGCCGCGCACCUCCGCCUUUGAGCGAGCGCUGCCUGAUUUGGAGACGCCAGCAGCCAUGAGCGACCUGCAGAUGGUGGUGGGCGCCAAGUGCUUCGUGCCGGACGAGACGCACGUGUGGCUCGCGGCCGAGGUGCUGCGCGACGAGAACUCGGGCGACGGCAAGACGCGCAACAUCUACUGCAAGGUGGAGCUGCCCGACGGCGAGACCGAGGAGCGAUGCGUGGACAUGCUGUCCAAGAAGACCAAGGCGCUGCUGGCCGUGCACCAGCUCGAGUCGCUGCCCUACCAGAACGAGAACGUCGGGCCCGAGGGCAUCGAGGACAUGAUCACGCUCAACUACCUGCACGAGGCCGCCAUCCUGUACAACGUCAAGAAGCGCUUCCUCUGCGAGCUGCCCUACACGUACACGGGCGACAUCUGUAUCGCCGUGAACCCGUACAAGUGGCUCCCGGACCUCUACGCGGAGGAGCAGCACCUGCGCUACCUCAACCAGCCCAAGGAGGAGCUGCCCCCGCACGUGUACGCCACCUCCGUGGCGGCCUACGACAACAUGCGUCGCUCGGAGCGCAACCAGUCCAUCCUGCUGCUGGACUCGGACAUUGCCCCCGAGCUGCAGUUGGAGGCGGGCAAGCACUACGUGUACACGGGCGACAACACGGCGCAGAAGAUCGAGGGACUCUCGGACGCCAAACACUUCAACAAGACGCGCGAGGCGCUGGGGCUCGUCGGCCUGUCGCCCGAUGACCAGCGGCCGCUGUUUGAGGUGCUGGCUGGUGUGCUGCACCUUGGUGAGGUGCAGUUACAGUCCGACCCGUCUGACGAUGAGAAGUCUCUGAUCGUUGAAGGCGACACUGGCGCUAACUCUGCUACUCAGAUGCUUGGCGUUACCUGGGAGGCCCUUCAGACGGCUCUGUGUUCGCGUACCAUGCGCGCUGUGAACGAUGUCUACAGCGUGCCUCUUAAGAAGGAGCUGGCCAUGGACUGCCGUGACGCUCUUGCCAAGGCUAUCUACUCCAAUGUGUUCGACUGGCUCGUGGCCACGAUUAACCAGUCGCUCGCGGACGACGCGAACAUGGCCAACCACGUGGGUGUGCUUGAUAUCUUCGGUUUCGAGCACUUCAAGCACAACUCGUUCGAGCAGUUCUGCAUUAACUACGCCAACGAGAAGCUUCAGCAGAAGUUCACCCAGGACGUGUUCAAGACCGUGCAGAUCGAGUACGAGGAGGAAGGCAUUGUUUGGGACCACAUCGAGUACGCGGAUAACCAGGAUGUGCUGACCGUGAUCGAGUCGCGCAUGGGUAUCAUUUCGCUGCUGAACGAAGAAGUGAUGCGUCCGAAGGGAAACGAGGAGUCCUUCAUGUCCAAGGUUACUUCCCUGCACAAGGAUGACAUGGCGCACGUCAUUGAGUUCCCUCGCACGUCGCGCACCGAGUUCCUCAUCAAGCACUACGCCGCUCCGGUCAUGUACGAUUCGGUGGGUUUCCUGGAGAAGCACAAGGACUCGCUGCUUCCCGAUCUCUCCGAGCUCAUGCGUGGUUCGUCGAAGCCGUUUAUUGCCAAGCUCUUCGAACCGAAGCCCGCGCCUAAGGAAGCUGCUACUGAGGCGGCUGGAGGACGCCGGAAGCGUGGAGGUGCUCUGUCCAUCACGACUGUCGGCACCCAGUUCAAGGAGAGUCUGACGGAACUGAUGGCUACGAUCAACUCGACGCGUGUGCACUAUGUGCGUUGCAUUAAGCCGAACCCGAUCAAGAGUGCGACGGUCAUGGACCAGAACAUGGUGGUGUCCCAGUUGCGUUGCGCUGGUGUCAUUGAAGCCAUUCGUAUCUCGCGCGCUGCGUACCCGAACCGAUUGCAGCACACUGAAAUCCUGGACAAGUUCUGGUUGUUCGUGCCAAGUGGCGGUGAGACUGCGGCGGAAAAGUGCCAGCUGCUCAUGGACAAGCUGAAGCUUGAGACGCCCGUGCAGUACCAGAUGGGUAAGACUCGUGUAUACUUCCAGCUUGGUGUCCUUGAAGAGCUUGAGGACCGUCGCAAGAAGUUCUUGGAUGCCAAGGCCACGUACCUGCAGAACAUCAUGCUUGGUUUCACACAGCGUAUCAAGUACCUCCGACAACUGGAAGCGAUCAUCAAGUUGCAGUCAGUGAUCCGGUGCGUGAUCGCCAUGCGGAGAUACAACACGUUCAUGAACGGCCUUGUGAAGGCUCAAGCUCACUGGCGAGGCAUUCAGGGCCGCAAGGUGGCGGCCGAUGUCAAGAGCAACCACAACGCUGUCAUCAUCCAGCGGUAUGUGCGUGGUUUCGUCAAGCGUCACCGCUACGUUAAGAUGCGCGCGAUGGUUAUCCGUGUGCAGGCCGUGGUUCGUAUGACGAUUCAGCGGCCCAAGUACCUGGCCGCCCUCGAGGAGAAACGCCGUGAGGCUGACAUGGCUUAUCAGCUGCAGAAGCUCAAGGCAGCUUUGCAAGAGGAACAGGAGCGGAAUGCGCAGCUGCAGCGUCGUAGUAGUGUAGUGACGGCCGACACAUCCGCUGCCUCGAGCGAGGUUAUGGCUGACGCUGGUGGCAUGAUCGAGACCCUGACGGGUGAGAACAAGAAGCUGCGCGAGAAGAACGAGGAGAUGAAGGUUACGAUGAAGGGCUUGAAGGCGGAGAUCGAGAAGUUCAAGAGCGACAAGGAGUUCUCGUCUGCUGGCAACCACGUCAAGGUCCGCCAGCUGCAGGACACCGUGCGUGACAAGGAAAAGAAGAUAUCGCAGCUCGAGGCCGAAAACAAGAAGCUGACGGAGCAGAUCGCCAAGCUUCACGCUGAGGGUGUCGUGCCCGACAAGAAGUCGAUCCCGAAGAAGUCGAUCUUCCGCACUCUUGGCUCCAAAAAGGAGAAGAAGCCGCGCGAGACCGUGCUGAUGGACUCGCUCACGGGCUCGGACGACCUCAACCGCCGUUCUUCGGAGGCGCGGAUGUCUGAGCGCCACUUCCCGCGCAUGCCGAGCAUGAGCGUGGGCUCGCGCUUCUGGAACUCGAAUAAGAAGGGCGACAACGGCGAUGGCUUCGACGUGUCGGAGGUUGACGGUGAGGAUAGCCCCACGAACAGCAGCACCACGCGCAACACGAUCGUGAAGAGCAUGGAGGUGGGUGUCACGGGCGCCAUGUCGACUCUGAAGGGACGCAUGUCGGUCGUGAAGGGCAUGUACGAUUCUCGGAGCAAGCGCACGAACAGCAAGCCUGAGGAGGCGACGACGACGACCUCGUCCGAGAACGGCGCAUCGACGACCGUCGUGACCUCGAAGUCUGCAAAGGUGAAGCCGGCGGCUAAGCCGGCGGACCGCCCCGUGCGCGAGUCGUUCAACCUGGACGCGCUGCCGGAGGUCUCUCUCCCCGUCGGCUGGGAGGCCAAGGUGUCGCGCUCUACAGGCCGCGUGUACUACGUGAACCGUAAGCUCGGCAAGUCCCAGUUCGAGCGCCCCACGCUGGCCUCGCUCAAGGCGCAGAAGCUGGCGCGCCAGAAGUCGGCUAACGCGCUGUAAGUAGACGAAGAUGCGCCAGGGAGUGUUUUCCCUCAAGUAGUGCUAGUUUUCAUGCUAAUAAACAUAUCCACGUGCAUGUAGACUCGAAUGUACAGCACAUGAAGUUGACU
Phytophthora sojae is the source of this 3713-nucleotide messenger RNA. RefSeq lists its product as hypothetical. Gene Ontology annotation, biological process: vesicle transport along actin filament; actin filament organization. The transcript has 2 exons. Bases 1 to 3603 code for a protein of 1200 amino acids. Gene Ontology annotation, molecular function: microfilament motor activity; actin filament binding; ATP binding. Lineage: Eukaryota; Oomycota; Peronosporomycetes; Peronosporales; Peronosporaceae. The record is from RefSeq and is a predicted model, not a curated record. Gene Ontology annotation, cellular component: vesicle; cytoplasm; actin cytoskeleton.